Molecule: messenger RNA, 2667 nt
Organism: Nicotiana tabacum (common tobacco)
Lineage: Eukaryota; Viridiplantae; Streptophyta; Magnoliopsida; Solanales; Solanaceae
Source: RefSeq, a predicted model, not a curated record
AAGAGAAAAGAGGAAAAGAAAAACAAUGAAAUUUUAGGGUUUUCGCGUGCAAUCAUCAGGUGCAAGUACCACAUCCUCAAAAGGUGGUAUUAAUCUUAUUUCAAACAAAUGUAGAUGGGACUCUCGCAAAGUGCAAUCGGUAAAGUGAGAUAAUAUAAGGGCUAAUUAUGUAUUAUCCCAAUAAAAUACGUAGAAAACAAAGGCGAUACUUCGACCCAUAUGCUUAUCCUUCACCAUCACAAGAUUUCAAGAAAUGCUCUGCUUAUCCAGUUGUCCUAUUUUGCGCCAUUUUCCGGUUGAUUUUUAGCAGUCUGAAUCUCACACUCCAAAACUCCUCCUUUAACAUUCCCCGUCCGUAUCUUCCGAGUUUUGCAUAAAUUUAUACUCCAACUGUUGAUUUAUUCUUCACUUUUCUCAGUGUUUUGCCGAAUUGGAUUGUUUUUUUUCUUCAUGGUAGCUGUUACUGCUCAGUACCCAUUUGGUAUCUGCCCUCAUUUCCAUGGAAAUUCAAGGCUAAUCUCCCCUGAAACGGAGUUCUAUUCUGUGAAUUUUCCUCCCAGAAUUGGAUAUUCAAGAUUGAGUCUUCACUCAAAGGAUCAUGUUGCUGAAGUAUAUUCUUUACCAUUUGACAGUGAUUUCUCCGGUGAAAAUGAGACAACAGCGAUUCUUGAUGCAAUUGAAAGUCCCAUGAACCUUAAGAAUUUAUCAACCCAGGAACUGAAACAACUGGCUAAUGAAGUUCGAUCAGAAUUAUCCUUUAUCAUUGCAAAAGCUCAAAAACCUUCCAGAUCCAGUCUCGCUGUGGUAGAGCUGACUGUUGCUAUUCACCAUGUAUUUCAUGCUCCUGUGGACAAAAUAUUGUGGGAUGUAGCUGAACAAACAUAUGCACAUAAACUUCUCACUGGAAGGAGGCAAAUGAUGCAAACACUUGGAGAACCAAAUGGUCAUCCUGUGACACCACCAGAUUUUGAGAGCGAAUUUGACCCUUUCGCAGCAGGGCAUGGAUGCAACAGCAUAUCUGCUGGACUUGGAAUGGCUGUUGCCCGUGAUUUUAAGGGGAAGCGUGAUCGUAUAGUGGCAGUGAUCAACAAUGAAACAACUAUGGCUGGCCAAGUUUAUGAGGCAAUGAGCAAUGCGGGAUAUUUGGACUCAAAUAUGAUUGUGAUAUUAAAUGAUAGUCAGCAUUCGUUACACCCAAAGCUUGAGGAGGCCUCUAAGACACCUAUUAAUGCUUUGUCAAGUACUCUCAGCAAACUUCAGUCAAGUAAAUUUUUCCGGAGGUUUAGGGAACUUGCUAAGGGAUUAACUAAGAAAUUUGGGAAAGGCAUGCAUGAAUGGGCAGCCAAGAUUGAUGAGUAUGCACGUGGUAUGAUUGGCCCGCCAGGAUCAACCCUCUUUGAAGAGCUUGGCCUUUACUAUAUUGGUCCUGUUGAUGGACACAACAUUGAAGACCUAGUAUGUGUUCUGAAUGAAGUGGCAUCUUUGGAUUCAAUGGGUCCUGUUUUAGUUCAUGUUAUAACCAAGGAAGAGCUAAAAGUAGGAGACAAUCAAAUGAAUGCCGGCGAAAAUAAAAUAAUGGAAGGUGCAUCUAGCUCAGAUACCAUACGUUGUGGCACUCGUACAUAUAGUGAUUGCUUUGUAGAGGCCUUGAUAUCAGAGGCAGAGAGACACAAAGAUAUUGUAGCUGUUCAUGCAGGCAUGGGAAUGGAGCCUUCUCNCAUUCUCUCUCACUCUCUCUCUUUUUUGACGUGCUUUGAUAGCUUCCAACUUCAAUUUUAUACCGGUUCAGUCAUCCAUGAUGUAGAUCGCCAGAAGGUUCCUGUGCGUUUUAUUAUUACAAGUGCUGGAUUAGUAGGAUCUGAUGGUCCUACACAAUGUGGGGCAUUUGAUAUAGCAUUUAUGUCCUGUUUGCCAAACAUGAUUGUGAUGGCUCCCUCUGAUGAAGUUGAGCUUUCUCAUAUGGUUGCAACUGCCGCCCUUAUUGAUGACAGGCCAGUUUGCUUCCGCUACCCUCGCGGUGCCCUUUCAGUAAUGGACCAUUCCUCUGGUAGUGGAAUUCCCAUUGAGGUUGGCAAAGGGAGAAUACUUACAGAGGGUAAAGAUAUUGCUUUACUUGGCUAUGGUUCCAUGGUACAAAAUUGUCUUAGAGCUCAAUCUCUUCUUUCGAAGCUUGGUGUUGAAGUGACUGUCGCUGAUGCAAGAUUCUGUAAGCCCCUUGACAUAAAGCUUCUCAGACACUUAUGCAAGAACCAUUCCUUUCUAGUUACGGUGGAGGAAGGCUCUAUAGGAGGAUUUGCUUCACAUGUAGCACAGUUCAUCUCACUUGAUGGGCAGCUUGAUGCAGGAAUUAAGUGGCGGCCAAUCACUUUGCCGGACAACUACAUUGAGCAAGCAUCACCAACAGAGCAGCUUGCUGUUGCAGGGUUGAGCGGAAAUCACAUAGCUGCAACUGCAUUGAGUCUGCUUGGCCGUAAUCGUGAAGCUCUUCUCUUGAUGUGUUAAAUUGUAUUCCUUUGUUGUUGUAAAGUGUAAAUAUCUAAGGCGCUCUCAUACCAUCUUAUGAAGUUUAGAAGGAAAAAUACAGAAUGUAGAAGGGGAAAAAGAAAAAUAUAAACAGAACAUGAAAAAGUUUUGUGACAAGAAAAAAACAGUCUCUAUUUCUGAAAA